Cuscuta campestris is the source of this 854-nucleotide messenger RNA. The record is from the annotation of a GenBank genome assembly. NCBI's taxonomy places the organism in Eukaryota, Viridiplantae, Streptophyta, Magnoliopsida, Solanales, Convolvulaceae.
GUUCAACCAACUGAGGAGAGACAACUGAUGAUGGGGUCGACGGCGACACCGUUGUUAGCCAACAAAGAGCUGCACCCGCACGACGACGUCGUUGUCUUCACCAAAAGCCAUCAUGCAGCCGACAUGGCUACUAUUACUUCUUCUUCUAACGACGAUAAUUAUGAUGAUUUCGGGCCCACUCAGAGUCCCGUCGGUGGUCACUAUCUUGAUGAUUUCCGGCCCACUUUCCCAGGACACAGUCCCGGCGGUGGUCACCAUCUUGAUGAUUUCCGGCCCACUUCCCCAGGACACAGUCCCGGUGGUGGUCACCACCUUGAUGAUUUCCGGCCCACUUCUCCAGGACACAGUCCCGGCGGUGGUCACCAUCUUGAUGAUUUUCGGCCCACUUCUCCAGGACAUAGUCCGGGCGGUGGUCACCAUCUUGAUGAUUUCCGGCCCACUUCCCCAGGACACAGUCCCGGCGGUGGUCACCAUCUUGAUGAUUUCCGGCCCACUUCUCCAGGACACAGUACCGGCGGUGGUCAUGUUUGAGUAAUUUAACUCCUUUUUUCAAAAGUUUGUGUUAAGUCAAGCUUAGAGCCUUUUUUGGAAGGGGAGAAUUUAUGCCUUAUAUGGUACGGACUGCGGAGUAGAUCAGACCUCGCAAAUCAGAACCGGAACUAAUUAAAAAUCCAAUUAUAUACUCCCUCCGUCCCAAAAAGUCUUUCCUGUUUCAUUUUUUGCGCAUCCCAUAAAACACUUCUACCGACAUCUAAAAUGCCUAAAAUUUACAACAUUUCUUCUUUAUUGUGGGUAGAAGUUAUUUUGAAAGUUUUUUUGGCAUUCAAGGUGGGAUAUAAAUAUUUUUUGGGAUG